AUGUCUUAUAUAAUAUAUGUUUUAUUGUUUGGUUUAGUUCUAGGUUUGGUGGCGGUUGCGUCUAACCCAUCGCCUUAUUUUGCAGCGUUGGGGUUGGUUGUUGUGUCAGGUGUGGGGUGUGGGGUGUUGGUUAGCAGUGGAGGUUGUUUCUUGUCUUUAAUUCUUUUUUUAAUUUAUUUAGGAGGAAUGUUAGUGGUAUUUGCUUAUUCGGCUGCAAUGGCAGCUGAACCUUAUCCUGAGGGUUGGGGAAGUUGGCCUGCAUUGCGGUUAAUAGUGGGUUAUGUUUUAGGUGUAGGGGUGGCAUGGGUAUUUUUAGGUGAAGGUUGAUAUGAAGAGGAUUGAGGGGGAUUUGAUGGGUUGGUGGGUGUAUCAGUGUUACGGGGGGAUAUGGUUGGGGUUUCAGUUAUAUAUUCGUCAGGAGGGUGAUUAUUGGUUGUGGGGGGGUGGGUGCUGUUAUUAACUUUGUUUGUUGUUUUGGAAUUAACUCGUGGGUUAGCUCGGGGGGCUCUUCGGGCUGUUUAA
Molecule: messenger RNA, 522 nt
Organism: Poecilia reticulata (guppy)
Lineage: Eukaryota; Metazoa; Chordata; Actinopteri; Cyprinodontiformes; Poeciliidae
Source: the annotation of a RefSeq genome assembly